AUGUCGGCCAGUCCUACAAGGACUGCCCUGGUGGAGAGCACAUCACCGCUAGCGCAGACCUACUCGAACAUUUCUAAUUCGGAACACAUUCGGUCGGCGAAGCUGAGUGUUGAAAUCGGCAUGUCAAAAGACGAGAUAUACAACCCGCUGUGGCUAGAAUACAUGCCUGGGCUUGAAGCAUUAGUGAAUGGUGGUAUAGUCGAUGCACUAGAGAAAUUUUAA
Messenger RNA from Penicillium hordei, 222 nucleotides. RefSeq lists its product as uncharacterized. NCBI's taxonomy places the organism in Eukaryota, Fungi, Ascomycota, Eurotiomycetes, Eurotiales, Aspergillaceae. The record is from RefSeq and is a predicted model, not a curated record. Bases 1 to 222 code for a protein of 73 amino acids. The transcript has a single exon.